Messenger RNA from Megalobrama amblycephala (Wuchang bream), 3424 nucleotides. RefSeq names its product extracellular calcium-sensing receptor-like. Gene Ontology annotation, cellular component: membrane. The coding region runs from base 584 to 3190 and encodes 868 amino acids. Gene Ontology annotation, molecular function: G protein-coupled receptor activity. The transcript is spliced from 6 exons. The record is from RefSeq and is a predicted model, not a curated record. Gene Ontology annotation, biological process: G protein-coupled receptor signaling pathway. NCBI's taxonomy places the organism in Eukaryota, Metazoa, Chordata, Actinopteri, Cypriniformes, Xenocyprididae.
ACUGAGACCUGAGGGGAAGGAGAGGGUGUGAGGAGUCAGGAACUCAGCAUGGGGUAAGAGAUGAGAUUGGGCCAGAUGUUGUCAUGUGCUCUUUCUUGUAGAUUCCCUCUUCAGAUUAGUGAGUUUUAUUGUUUUAUUACAGGUUAGGAACUUUGUGAAGUCAGUCUUGGUAAAAUCCAUCCUUACAGUUGUGCCACAAAAUGUUUUUGUUUUGCUCAGCAGUAAUAAAAGCAGUAGUAAGUGAAAUGCACGACUGACAUCUAGAGACAUUCUGUGAAGAAAAAAAAACCUCACAAACGACAACGACAUUUAUUGAUUCUUGUCCUUUAGUUAUAAAACCAGUUGUUUCUCAGCUCAGUUUCUUUCAAUAAGCCUUCAGACAUCUCCCUGAGCAGCAAUUCACUGUGCAUGCAAAUGUCCAUUAUUUCAUCAGCACUGUUUUCUUGCCUUGCCUUUGUGAGGAGGGUUGGGAAGGUGACGUUCUGAUUUCCAGGGAUACCCACUUGGCACCUGCUAAUUUAAAGCAACACCCCACACAACCUUAAUCAUAAAUUUGUAAGCUGAGUGGAUCAGAGAGAGAGAGAUGCAGAUCACUCUAUAUAUUUCUCUUUACCUGUCAUUUAACUGUAUUUCUGCUGCUUCAAUCCUCAGAUCAGGUACCUGUCAGCUCCAGGGACGCUUCAAAUUGAAUGGAAUGUACCAGGAUGGAGAUGUUAUACUUGGAGGCCUGUUUCAUGUUCACUUUUUCACAGUGUUCCCAGAUCUGAGCUUCAGAAUGGAACCAGAAAGACCAUAUUGUGAAAAAUUCAAUAUGGAAGGCUUUCAGCAUGCACAGACCAUGGCUUUUGCAAUAGAUGAAAUUAAUAAGAAUCCCAACCUACUGCCUAACAUCACUCUUGGUUACCAUCUUUAUGACAACUGUGUAAUGCUAGGAAUGGCAUUCCGGGCUGCCAUAUCCCUGGCUAGUGGGACAGAAGAGGACUUCUCCAAUCUCAACUGCACUGGCCCACCACCUGUGAUUGGGAUUGUGGGAGAUGCAAGUUCAACUCCUUCCAUUGCAAUUUCUAGUGUUCUGGGGCUGUUUCGAGUACCUAUAGUUAGUCACUAUGCCACCUGCUCCUGUUUGAGUGACAGGAAAAAGUACCCCUCUUUCUUCAGAACUAUUCCCAGUGAUGCCUUCCAGGUGCGGGCUAUGGUUCAGAUCUUGAGGCAUUUUGGAUGGACCUGGGUUGGUCUUCUCUAUAGUGGAGAUGACUAUGGCAUAUAUGCAGCUCAGUUAUUUCAACAGGAAAUGCAGCUGUUUGGGCAUUGUGUUGCUUUUUCUGAAAUCUUGCCAAAUGAUCACAACCCCAGAGAUAUUCAGCGUAUAACGAGAGUGAUUCAGGCCUCUACAGCUAAAGUUGUGGUUGUUUUUGCUCUUUCAUCCUUUCUGAUACCUUUGAUGGAUGAGGUGGUGUUACAGAACAUGACAGGCAGGCAGUGGAUUGCAAGUGAAGCUUGGGCCACCUCUCUUGAAUACCACACUCCACGUUUCCUGCCCUUCCUGGGGGGCACACUGGGCAUCGCUAUCAGACGUGGAGAGAUUCAAGGCCUUCAUGAUUUUCUGCUACAUCUCAAUCCUAGCAAUGAUCCAAGAAAUAAUAUGUUGAGGAUCUUCUGGGAGAACAUGUUUGAGUGCAGUUUUGAAACUGGGGGUAAACAGACAGAUAGAGAGCAAGUGAAAAAUGUGUGUACAGGACAGGAGGAUCUAACCAUCAUGGACACACCAUACACUGAUGUUUCAGGAUUGAGGGCAUCUUAUAAUGUCUAUAAGGCAGUUUAUGCCCUGGCACAUGCACUUCAUGGCUUGAUGCAGUGUCAGGAAGGGAGAGGACCAUUCGCUGGGAACAGUUGUGCUGAUAUAAUCAACCUGAAACCUUGGCAGCUGGUUCACUACCUCCAGAAAGUGAACUUCACCACUGGCUUUGGGGAUCAUGUGUCAUUUGAUAAGAAUGGAGAUGCUCUGGCCAUCUAUGAUGUGUUGAACUGGCAGCCAAGCUCUGAUGGGUCAAUAACGAUCCACAAGAUCGGUGUAGUAAAUGAAGGAGCAGCAACAGGGAUGGUGCUUACACUGGAUGAAGAAGCAAUUUACUGGAACUUUGAGGCAAAAAAACCCCCACGGUCUGUGUGCAGCGAGAGCUGUUCCCCAGGCACCAGGCGAGCUACAAGGAAGGGCCUUCCUGUCUGCUGUUUUGACUGCCUGCCAUGUGGAGAUGGAGAGAUUUCUAAUACAACAGAUGCCAUUGAGUGCACGGCAUGUCCAGAGGACUUCUGGUCCAAUCCAGAUAAGGAUCAGUGUGUCCCUAAAGAAGAAGAGUUUCUAUCCUAUGAGGAAACUCUGGGCAUCUCUCUGACCACUGUUUCCUUACUAGGCACCUGCUUCUGUGCUCUUGUGAUGGUCAUUUUCGCUCUUCAUCGUAACACUCCCAUAGUACGAGCCAACAAUUCAGAGCUCAGCUUCCUGCUGCUGUUGUCACUCAAACUGUGUUUCCUGUGUGUGCUGCUAUUCAUUGGCCAGCCUCAGUUGUGGACGUGUCAGUUAAGACAUGCUGUGUUUGGCAUAAGCUUUGUCCUGUGUGUCUCCAGCAUCCUGGUCAAGACUAUGGUGGUAAUAGCUGUGUUCAAGUCAUCUCGACCAGAGGGCAAAGGAGCAAUGAAAUGGUUUGGAGCAGUUCAACAAAGAUGCACAGUUCUGGUCCUAACGGCCCUCCAGGUUGUCAUAUGUGCAGUCUGGCUAUCAACUGCCUCUCCAACACCCCAUAAAAACAACCAGUAUAUCCGCUCUAAAAUAGUAUAUGAAUGUGCUAUUGGCUCAGUAGCUGGUUUUUCUAUGCUGCUGGGAUACAUUGGACUGUUGGCAGCAGUAAGCUUCCUUUUAGCUUUUCUGGCGAGAAAUCUUCCAGAUAAUUUUAAUGAAGCAAAGUUCAUCACUUUUAGUAUGUUGAUCUUUUGUGCUGUGUGGAUUGCAUUUGUUCCAGCAUAUGUGAGCUCUCCGGGGAAAUAUUCAGUUGCUGUAGAGAUAUUUGCCAUUUUAGCUUCCAGUUUUGGAUUACUGGUAUCCAUAUUUGCUCCAAAGUGCUACAUCAUCCUUUUGCAUCCAGAGAGAAACACUAAAAAAGCCAUGAUGGGAAGAGAGACACAAAAGAAAUAGUUUACAUUUCUAUUUCUAUUUUCAUCUACAUGAACAAAGCAGUUUUAAAAUGCAUACUGUUUUGUAGUAUUACAAUUAUUAAAAUUCAUUUGGGUUUGCUUUAAAAAAAUAAUGUUUAUGAAUUAAUUUGUCAUAUUGACUUUUAUAAAUUUUGUCUGCUUCAGAGGUUUACCCCUUUAAAUGUUCAUUCUUGUAAAAUUGUUUGAUUUAAUAAAUUAAUGAGAAAAGAAUAUU